This is a messenger RNA of Heterostelium album PN500, 2649 nucleotides long. RefSeq lists its product as uncharacterized. The transcript is spliced from 7 exons. Gene Ontology annotation, molecular function: ATP binding; protein kinase activity; zinc ion binding. Bases 1 to 2649 code for a protein of 882 amino acids. Lineage: Eukaryota; Evosea; Eumycetozoa; Acytosteliales; Acytosteliaceae. The record is from RefSeq and is a predicted model, not a curated record. Gene Ontology annotation, biological process: protein phosphorylation.
AUGGAUAAAGAGAAUAAUAAUUUAUGUACUCUCCAUCAGAGAUCACUAGAGUUCAUAUGUAAUUUAUGUAAAAAGUCAAUGUGUACGAAAUGCAUUUCCGUUCAUUACAGAGAGGAACCAACUCAUCUCGAUCACUGUCAGCACAUUGACGCUAAAGAUGAUCAACAUAUUGAUAAUAAUAAUAAUAAUGAUAGUCAAUCAUCUUUUAAUAAUAGAGUAGAGAGUGACUAUGAUAGAUAUUAUUCGUUCAUAAAGUUAAAGACAGCAUCAGUUUGGGAAACGAUUAGGUCAUCAACUACGAGAUAUCAAGAUCUAUUGGAUCGAGAGAACAAGUUAUUACAACAUUUCAAAGAGUUAAAAGAGUUGUUGGAAGCUGAGGAAAGUAAAGCUAGGCUAUCGAUCGACAAAGAUAGAGAGGAACUAGAGAAGCAAAUCAAUAUGAGUAUUAACGAAUUAAAAGAAUUAAAUAUUACGAUCAGUAUGAUGGGUAGAAUAUUUAAAAGUCAAAAGAUAGGCAAUAUAAUCGAUGAUACCGACAAUAUAUCUUCAUCUCUGCAGUUUUCAACAGCAAAUUUAUUGAAACAAGUUGCCAGCUCUUGCUCAUUGGAAUCAUUUAUCAAUGUUGAUAAUCAAACAUUGUUCAAUGAUAAUCAGAUUGAAAUUCCUCAAAGCUACAGUUCACCCCCUUCAACAUCAUUGUUGGAUAUCGUUCAUAAAUACAAUGAUCAAUUUCAAUCACACAUUAGUAACAAUAAUAACAAUAACAACAAUACCAACUCCUUAUCACAAACACAAUCUGAUAAAUUCACAAAUAAAAUACCCAAUAUCAAUCAAAUCGUACCACCAAUCUCAAUAAAAUCAUCGCAAUCCAUAAUAGAGUCAAAUUCUAUACCUAUAUCUAACGCAGAGUUGGUAAACAAAUCACAAUCUCACACAAUCAAUAUUGAAAAAUCUCUAACCAAUCUUGACUAUUUCAAACAAUCAUAUAUCAUUAAUAACAAACAAUAUCAUUCAAUAUCAAGAUUUCCAAACAGUAAUAAUAUCAAUGAUGUUUUUUUAGUGUGUGGAACUGACCAAAGAUUGAUAAACUAUAAAGAAAAUCAAAAAUCUUAUGAAAGAGCUGAGAAUGAAAUCAAAGCAAUGAAAUUACUCAAAGGUAAUCCAAGAUUUGUUCAACUAGCUGACUAUCAUCAUGAUAAAGACAACCAAAUCUUUCAUAUCAUCUCUGAAUAUUGUGAUGGCGGUGAUCUUGAUCAAAAGUAUAAACGUUUAAUUGAUCUGAAUAUAAUCUUUGAAGAAUCAGAUAUUAGUAAUUAUAUUUCACAACUUUUUAAUAUUCUUUUGGAUCUUGAUAAACAUGGAAUUGUUCAUUGUGAUAUCAAACCUUCAAAUAUAUUCAUUGAUGGUGGUAGUUUGAUGCUUGGUGAUUUUGGAUGUUGUAAAUUCAUUGAUGAAUCAAUAUCCAUUGAAUAUCAAGAUGCAAAAGUAUUUUUUGAGCUACCUGUUGUCAUAAAAUAUCCAACUAUAUCUAAUAUGAAUUCAAAUUCACUUAUAAAUGCAACUCGUGGAACUAUUGGUUAUAUUUCACCAGAAGCAAUCAAACGACAAUAUGCACAAUCAUGUGACAUCUUUUCAAUUGGAUCAACGAUACUUAAAUUAUUAUGUUGUCAUCAAGAUGAUCGAAAUAAUCAUAUACGAUUCAAAUCUACUGGUGAAAUUAUCAUUUCAGAAUCCAGAUAUUCAAAACAAUUGAUUCAAUUUAUUCAUCGAUUGCUAGAUCAGAAUCCAAAGAAUAGAGAAUCAUUGAAUCAAUUAUUAAACCAAUAUAUUGAAACUAUCAUCGAUCAACAUACAAUAAGAUUUAAUUUAAACACUACAUUCAAAAACAACUCAGUCAAUAUCACUGUAAUUGAAUUUGGAAAUGAAUUUAAUCAACCAUUGCAAUCUAAUUCACUCCCUCCAAAUCUGACAUCAUUAUCAUUUGGAUCUAAUUUCAAUCAAAUAUUAUCAGUCGGUGUGUUACCUGAAUCACUGAAAUCAUUGGUGUUUGGACUUGUCUUCAAUCAAAUAUUAUCAGCUGUCGGUGUGUUACCUGAAUCACUUGAAUCAUUGAAGUUUGGAUAUGCAUUCAAUCAAAUAUUAUCAGUCGAUGUGUUACCUGAAUCACUUGAAUCAUUGGUGUUUGGAGAUGGAUUCAAUCAAAUAUUAUCAGUCGAUGUGUUACCUGAAUCACUGAAAUCAUUGGUGCUUGGAUAUUCAUUCAAUCAAAUAUUAUCAGUCGUCGGUGUACUUCCAUCAUCACUUCGGAGAUUAUCACUUUCUAGUAAAUAUCUUACGAGUAGUUAUUUUGGAAUGACUUUACCACAAUCAAUGAUAACAUUCAUUAUUGGUAUGCAUCACAAAGACUCAAAGAAUGAAAACAAAUUACUUUCAAAUCUAAAAACACUUGAAAUUUAUCUUGGUGUCGACAACCAAACAAUACAAGCAUUGGUGUUAACCAAUUCAAAUGAUUCACUUGAAUUUAUCAAAGAAUUCUAUCCUGAUUAUUAUUCAACACGCAAUUUAUCAAAGAUAGGCUUUGUGGAUUCUCAUAACAAUCAAAUUUCAGGAGAAUACAUCACUGCUCUACUUUUAACAAAACAGAAAUAA